Molecule: messenger RNA, 1190 nt
Organism: Eriocheir sinensis (Chinese mitten crab)
Lineage: Eukaryota; Metazoa; Arthropoda; Malacostraca; Decapoda; Varunidae
Gene: RpLP0
Product: 60S acidic ribosomal protein P0-like
Exons: 6
Coding region: 189-1139 (316 amino acids)
Biological process (GO): cytoplasmic translation; ribosomal large subunit assembly; ribosome biogenesis
Cellular component (GO): cytosolic large ribosomal subunit
Molecular function (GO): large ribosomal subunit rRNA binding; structural constituent of ribosome
Source: RefSeq, a predicted model, not a curated record
UAAAAAAUCAAUCAAGCAGACGAUAGUAAUAAUUAAAAUGAUUCUAGAUAAAUAAAAAUAAUAUAGACUAUGGUGUGUUGUGUAUAUAGUGAGUUUGUUUUGCCAUCACCACUUUUCAUCCUCUGUUCCUCGUGGCUGCGGCGAGUCCCUAAGUCCGUAAAGAACGGUGCCUUAAUCCACGAUUCAAGAUGGUUAGGGUGGACAAGCCAACUUGGAAAGCUAACUACUUUACCAAGAUAACCCAGCUGUUUGAUGAGUACAGUCGUUGCUUCAUCGUGGGUGCUGACAAUGUGGGCUCCAAGCAGAUGCAGGAGAUCCGCAUGGCCCUGCGUGGGUGUGCCGUUGUGCUCAUGGGCAAGAACACCAUGAUGCGCAAAGCCAUCCGUGGACACUUGGAGACCAACCCCAACCUUGAGAAGCUCCUUCCUCAUAUUGUCAACAAUGUGGGCUUUGUCUUCACCAAUGAGGACCUGGUGGAUGUGCGUGACAAGCUGCUGGCCAACAAGAAGAAGGCUCCUGCUCGUGCUGGAGCUAUUGCUCCAUGCCCUGUGACCAUUCCCAACCAGAACACCGGCCUGGGACCUGAGAAGACUAGCUUCUUCCAGGCCCUGCAGAUCCCAACCAAGAUCUCCAGGGGUACCAUUGAAAUUGUGAAUGACGUGCAACUGGUGAAAGAGGGAGACAAGGUGGGUGCCAGCGAGGCCACGCUGCUCAACAUGCUGAACAUCUCUCCCUUCACCUAUGGCCUUGUAGUACAGCAGGUGUACGACCAGGGCACCGUGUUCUCUCCUCGUGUCCUUGACAUCACCGAUGAGGACCUGAUGAAGUCGUUCCAGGAUGGACUGGCUAAGGUGGCUUCACUGUCACUCUCCAUUGGCUACCCAACCAUCGUGUCGGUGCCCCACUCCAUCGUCAAUGGCUUCAAGAAACUGCUGGCUCUUGCUGCAGCCACUGACAUCACCUUCAAGGAGGCAGAAACACUGAAGGAAUUCCUGGCAGAUCCUAGUAAGUUUGCUGCUGCUGCUACUGCUGCACCUGCUGCUGCUGCUGCUGUUGCAGAAGCCCCGAAGGAGCAAGCCAAGGUUGAGGAGGAGGAAGAGGAGUCUGAUGAAGACUUCGGCAUGGGUCUCUUCGACUAGUGUGGUCAGACAUCUUCUGGAGUCGAUCACUAAUAAAACAAAAAAAUGAAA